GAGCGAGGGUUGAGAGCUCAGAUGAGACCACCACACUGGAAAUACCACACCGUCCGGGAGGAUUUUAUUCUUCUCGUUUCCCGGCCAGCAUGGAUUUUCUCAAUCACAACUACUUGAGCGCCAGAGGGCCCUACGACUACACGUUUAAUUUCUGGAACGACUACUUGGGCCUGACCACGCUGGUCACCAAGAACCCCAAGCUGAGCAUGCCCCACAUGAGCCCCAACUCCAUCACCGAGUCUCUGAAGGCCACGCUGGGGCUGGACGACGCACCCGAGUGCGCCUGCGCCUGCGAAGGCGGCGCGCUGGAGGGCGGCGGCGGCGGCGGCUGCUGCUACUGCUUCGGAUGCGCGCCCGCCACGCCCCCAUCGCCGGGCUGCGUCGCGGAGCUCAAGGAGCGUUUCUCCAUCCUCAGCCCCUUCCAGAGCCAGCUGCCGGAGCGGGAGGCGCACGGCUGCUUCUCCGGCUUUGAGCGCAUGAGGACCCGCGGCAAGCCUGCGUCCGUGCGCGCUAAACUGGAGCCCAAAAUCUGCGUCUUCUGCCGGAACAACGGCGCCCCCGAGGAGGUGUAUGGCUCGCACGUCCUCAAGACGCCCGAUGGCCGGGUGGUGUGCCCCAUCUUGCGGGCGUACACCUGCCCGCUCUGCAGCGCCAACGGGGACAACGCGCACACCAUCAAGUACUGCCCUCUGUCUAAGGAGCAGCCCCCGCAGAGGCCACUCAAGGGCGGCCGGGCUGUGGGGGGUAAGCGGAUGAGAAUAUUCUAAAAA
Messenger RNA from Syngnathus acus (greater pipefish), 770 nucleotides. It is a transcript of the gene nanos1, whose product is annotated as nanos homolog 1. The transcript has a single exon. Bases 90 to 767 code for a protein of 225 amino acids. Gene Ontology annotation, biological process: negative regulation of translation; oogenesis. Gene Ontology annotation, cellular component: perinuclear region of cytoplasm. Lineage: Eukaryota; Metazoa; Chordata; Actinopteri; Syngnathiformes; Syngnathidae. The record is from RefSeq and is a predicted model, not a curated record. Gene Ontology annotation, molecular function: mRNA binding; zinc ion binding.